Messenger RNA from Dissoconium aciculare CBS 342.82, 1888 nucleotides. RefSeq lists its product as uncharacterized. The record is from RefSeq and is a predicted model, not a curated record. Gene Ontology annotation, cellular component: RNA polymerase I core factor complex. The transcript has a single exon. Gene Ontology annotation, biological process: nucleolar large rRNA transcription by RNA polymerase I. Gene Ontology annotation, molecular function: RNA polymerase I general transcription initiation factor binding; RNA polymerase I transcription regulatory region sequence-specific DNA binding. Lineage: Eukaryota; Fungi; Ascomycota; Dothideomycetes; Mycosphaerellales; Dissoconiaceae. The coding region runs from base 76 to 1704 and encodes 542 amino acids.
UGAUUGAAGGGUUUUUUAAUUGACCUUGACAUAGAAACAUUGGUCGUUCUGACAUCAUCCUCGACAAGCGUGCCUAUGAGCUUCCGUGUACUCUUCGAUGGAGACGACCUGGCCGUGCUAGAAGACCCGCAGAGAGUUCCGAUUGCAGCAAUGUGUCCGAAACGAAAAAACGUCCAACACAUUUCUUCACUUGCCAUUAGAUCUGUAAGAUUCGGAUCAGCGCAAGAAACUCCUGACGACUCCACAGAUGAUUCUGAAGGCAAUCCUCGUACUCCAGCGAGAUUCUAUUCAUUUGCAACGUUGUAUGACGACAUGACCAUUUCCGAAGCACUUCUGGUCUCGCAAUAUCGGAAUGCAAGAGAUGUACCCAGUAUCGUGUCACCGUCGUGGAAACUUCUGAAACAGUCUAGUUCUAGUGGAAGCGGCGAGCGUGGGUUUGUCGUCGACGACUCGGACGUCAGUGAUCGGGAGGCCCCCCUACGGCAAGAGCCUAGGCCUAUAAGAUAUCGCGGAGUGGGUAGAAGACCGAAGAGGAGUCAAAAACUCAAAGAUCUGAGCAAACUUGUCAUGCGUCUGGAAAUUGCUGAUUCAGAAGUCCUUUCGCGUGCGUUACCAAAGGCCAGAGCUAAAGUGACUCAACUGUCCCAGGAUGAAACGCAGACAUCACGGACGAUCAUGGAUAUCAUACAGCAUGAAGUUACCACUGGUGACACAGAAGAUGCCGCGCGCGCCCUAGAGCAAUUGACACAGUCGUUCCUGGACACCGGAGCUGCCAACGGAAGUGAUGAGUUCGAGGCAGCAGAACCUCGUCUGGUUCUAGAAAAUGUGCCGUCUCUGGGCCGUUCGACUGAUAGACUGUCCCAAGGCACGGGCUUAGGGGCCAUCUACGACGAGAUUGUCGCCACAUGGAUCACGCCGCUGGCAGCCGAUAUAUCAGCUAGGACUCGAGUUGCCAGGGACCAGCUGGCACGAAACAUGGCUGCUGAAUUAACACUUUCCUCUCUGGUUAUACGCCCAUCAAAACCGCCAAUUCUCAAAUCUGCUGAAAGCGAAGACCCGCCGCAGAGUUAUUCAUUCGAGCUCCCAGUGAGAGGUGUCCCGCCAACGAUAGAGCCAUUCAGUUCCCAGCUCUACUCUUCACAGCUACCGGACUCUGCUGCACUGCCGACUCCUUCUCCCACCACGACGCCAUCUGUGACGACCGCAUCUAGCCGUGCGACCAUUUUCGCCGCACCCGAAGUCGACCGCCUCAGACGAUAUGCCAACUUCACCAAGCCUGCACCAGCCGCGCUACCACGAGCGCUGAACAACGUCCUCGCGCACUGGGAAGUAGGAAGCGAUCUCUCCACCUACGAUUGGCUGUCCACAGCCCGCCAAAUCGCGAGACGAGACGAAGAAGCCGACGAAGAGCUUUCCGAACGAGACCGACUGCGGAUGCAGAAGCGUGCGCAACGGCACCUCCGGCGCCAGCGUCGAGAAGCCGAGGCCAGUCAAGCUUUGCGGCUCGCGAGCAGUCGGAUCCCCGAAGUCUUAAGCGCAAGUCAACCACCUGUGGUGAGAACCGCGGAGAGUCAGCGACCUGCAGCUGUGGCAGCCCCUCCCAGCAGUCAAAGCAUAGCGUCCGCAUUCCCAGCGAGUCAGCCCGUAUCGGGACGCUUCGCUGUACGGCAACCUGUCAAGAAGAAGCGGAAACAGGGCUUCUGAUCUCUGACUUGGUUUGAUGCCGAGCAGAGUCGGGUCGGUGGAGCACAAUUCAUCACUGAGAUUGAGGAGGAUAGAUGAAUAGCAGAGAAAAGAUCUAAGAUUUCGAUUUUCAAUAGACAGCGCUACCAACGAAUUCCUCAAAUAGCGCACACUUUCGACACUUGCUGUAGGGUAUAAUCAACUC